Fulvia fulva is the source of this 363-nucleotide messenger RNA. RefSeq lists its product as uncharacterized. The coding region runs from base 1 to 363 and encodes 120 amino acids. Lineage: Eukaryota; Fungi; Ascomycota; Dothideomycetes; Mycosphaerellales; Mycosphaerellaceae. The record is from RefSeq and is a predicted model, not a curated record. The transcript has a single exon.
AUGUCGUUCAUCAACGUGUUCGCAGCAGCGACCCUGCUGGGGAUCAGCCUUACAUAUGCCGAGCAGCAGCCUCUUUUGCCAUCCUUUGGCCACAACAAGCUUGUUGACACGGAGCAACUGCAAUCUUACAUCAAGGGCGAGACAAUACGAAGUGGAUUGCCCAUUCUGUUGCUACCUAUGCUAGGUCGUUCGAUGGAUCCCCGGAGCGAACGAAGUUCGAGGCUGCUGGGAUCGGGAAGUAUGAAGAGACUGUCAAGUACCAUGGUGGGAAGUUGUUCAUCUAGAUGUCGAUCUACCGGUCUGGACUUCGAGCAACCGAGAGAGGCGCUAGCCGUGAGGCGCACCAAAUCACCUGAACCAUAG